Messenger RNA from Mirounga angustirostris (Northern elephant seal), 6946 nucleotides. RefSeq names its product ATPase family AAA domain containing 5 (gene ATAD5). Gene Ontology annotation, cellular component: nucleus. Gene Ontology annotation, molecular function: DNA clamp unloader activity; ATP binding; DNA binding. The record is from RefSeq and is a predicted model, not a curated record. Lineage: Eukaryota; Metazoa; Chordata; Mammalia; Carnivora; Phocidae. The transcript is spliced from 23 exons. Bases 445 to 6168 code for a protein of 1907 amino acids.
GACCCUCUCUGUUCACCGUCCGCGCAGCCUCCCGAAGCAAUCGUAAGCUCCGCCCCCUGCGCUCCGGACGGCGCGAAAACCCAAUUGACAAGAACUCUCUCCGAAGCCCGCGGGUCUGAUCUGCGUUGGGCCCGCUUUCCCAGCCGGGGUCACAGUCCCCGGCGCUCAGCCUGGGGCGCCCGCGUCGGGAGCACCCCGCGCUCGCCGGCCGCAUCCCAGAGUCCUCGCUGCCCGCGCUUUCUUACCGCCUCUUCCCGCGUCCGACUCGGCUGAGCUGGGCCCAGCCUCCGCGACCGUUCCAUCCCGGUGGGCGCGGGGGAGUCGGAGACGGACCCCGCGGCCCGGCUGCUCCCUCGGCGGGAGCCGGCCGCCUCCAUGGCCUCCAGGCUGGCGGGGCUCGGCCGCACAACGCCCUAGGAGCCGGCAUUCCGGGAAGCUGGGAGCAUGGUGGGGGUCCUGGCCAUGGCGGCGGCAGCUGCUCCCCCUCCGGUGAAGGACUACGAGAUUGAGGCAUGCAAAAAGCGAAGGAAAGAUGAUGACAGAUCUUCCUGCAAAACGAUUACAAAAUAUUUAUCACCAAUAGGGAAGACUGGAGACAGUGUUUUCUCUUCACCAAAAUCCAGUAAUAUUCUGGAUUAUUUUAGAAAGACUUCCCCCACAAAUGAGAAGAUACAAUCAGCAAAAGAGUGCAAGAUAAAGUCAUCUGCACCAUUGCCUGCUGACAGUGGCAAAGACUGUAAAACACCUUUGGAAGUGUUCUCAAAUCUAGAGUUUAAGAAGAGAGGAAAAAGAGUUAAUUUAUCUCAUCGACUAAAUAGUGUUAAAACUGAAAAUGAAUCUCCAAUUAAAAUUAGUAGUGAUAGCAAAGAAGACACUAGUCUAAAUAAUGAUUUUGUAGAAAGUAGUACUUCUGUUUUACUCUGCAAGAAUCAUGUGGAGGUACUUGCAGAAAGUAUUCAAGAUAAAAAACACUCAAGCACUAUGACCUCCAUAAAAAGCUCUAAGAAAGUGAAUCCUAAACAAAGGAUCACAAAAAAUGAUUGCAAAAAAAUGAGAAAAAGGAAGUACAGGGAUAUAAUAGAUCUAUCUGAAAGCAUACCAUUGGCUGAGGAGCUAAAUCUCCAUCAAAAAGAUGGUAAAGAUAGGGAACAGAUAACCCCUUCCCUAACUAAUGAGAUCGAGAGUACUGCAAAUGACUCCAGAGGUGGUAUAACUAAAACAGCCCACUUAAAUGAUAGUACAAUUACUGUCUCCUAUGAGGAAUUUUUAAAAAGUCACAAGGAAAAUAAAGCAGAACACAUACCAGACUCUACAAUGUCUAUUUGUAUUCCCUCUGAAACUGUUGAAGAUAUGGUCAAAAGUGGUUGUAUAAGUGACCCAGGAACCUGUGAAAUUUCCCAACAUGUACGCUAUAAGACAGUUACUGUUCUUGCACAAGUUCACCCUAUUCCCCCCAGAAAGACAAGGAAAAUACCCUCCAUUUUCUUGAAACAGAAGCAGUUGGAAAUGGAAAAUAGUUUGUCUGAUCCUGAGAAUGAGCAGACUGUUCAGAAAAGAAAAUCUAACGUUGUCAUACAGGAGGAAGAGUUAGAAUUGGCAGUGCUGGAAGCUGGAAAUGCUGAGGCUGUGAAACCGAAAUGCACCCUAGAAGAAAGACAGCAGUUUAUGAAAGCAUUUAGGCAGCCGGCAUCUGAUGCACUUAAAAAUGGAGUCAGAAAGUCUUCUGAGAAGCAGAAAGAGCUCAAUGAAAAAUCUUUAAACGAGGAAGGAAGACACAAUAAUUCUAAAAAAAUCACGGAAAAUCCUAACAUUCAGGUGGUUUCACAUGAUGGCAGUUCACCGUCACACACUGAGAAAGGAAAAUUUCCUAACGAGAAAAGUAAAAAGCUGAAGAAAAAGGAUAAGAAAAUGUUAGGUACUGGUACUACCCCAGGUGAAAAUAGACAGGGAAAUAUUCAAAAGAAAGCAGCAACUUUUUCCUUUAGAGAUAAACAGAAUCCAAAUAGACUUAGAAUGAGUUUAAGACAAAAGAAAACAGAAGUUUUCAAAAACAGCACAUUAUUUAACAGUGAAAGUCUUAUUUGUAAAGAUUUAGUAAAUGAUGACCCUGUAAAGAUUUCCUCUCCGUGUAACAAGAAGUCUUCAAGAAAAACCAGCAUACCAGUUAAGGAUAAGGUGAUACAUUCUAAAGCUGAAACUGAAGACAGUUUGGUAAAUGUUUCCAUACCCAAGCCAACCAGAAGAUCUGUAAGAACCAGCAGCACACCUACUACAAUAGUCCUUAGCGGUACCGAUUCUGAAGAUGGCAGUCCAGCAAAGGCUUCCACUCCAAAAGCAGCCAACUUACUAGAAAAGCAUAGUUUAUAUACAGCAGAAUUAAUAACAGUACUUUCUGACUCAGAGAGCCCUAUUAGAAUGAAAUUCACCAGAAUUAGUACUCCUAAGAAAUCCAAGAAAAAAUCUAAGAGAAGAUGUGAGAAAUCUGAAGCAACUGAUGGAGAUUUUACUUCUCAGACUAGAAAGGCAAGCAGUGCUUCCAAAAAUGUAUCUAAAGCAAAACAAUUGAUUGAAAAAGCAAAAGCUUUACACAUUAGUAGGUCAAAAGCUACUGAAGAAAUAGUGACACCCUUGAGACGUUCAUCUAGACAUCAGACACUUCCUGAAAGGAAGCAAUCGUCAGAAACAGAAGACUCUGUAAUAAUAAUCGAUUCAAAUCGUACUUCUUUAAAGCAUCCUGAGAAAAAUCAGAAGAAACUUCAGUGUCUGAAUGAUGUGCUAGGAAAAAAACUAAACAAGACUCCUAAAAAUGUACCUGGGAAAAUGAAAGUUGCUCCUUUAUUUCUUACCAGAAAGGCUCAAAAAACAGCUGAUCCUAUUCUUGGUUUUGAUGAAAGCAGUCAAGAUACAUCCGAAAAGUCUCAGGAUUAUGAUGUGCAGUUUAAAGCAAAGCGUGACUGUGCUCGCUUCGGCAGCACAUAUACUAAAGCAAAGCGUGACUUUCUAAUGAGUGGGUUGCCGGAUUUGCUGAAACGACAGAUCGCAAAGAAAGCUGCUGCAUUAGAUGUGUACAGUGCAGCGAGUGCUGGUUUCCAGAGAGUCGUCCAUGUACGACAAAGAGAUGAUGGAUCCCAUUUGUGGCAUUUGAAACCACCUACUUGCUCUCUCUUAACCAAACUUAAAGAACUGAAUACUAAAGUACUAGAUCUCUCAAAAUGUGUUCUUGCUCUUGGUGAAUUUUCAACAUUGAAUUCAAGUUCUAAAAGUACUAAGUCUGCUGUUGGGCUUGUGGAGAGAAGGAAAGAUUUGACUGAAGAAGUAAGAAAUCUUUUGCUGCAGGAAAUUAGGUGGUCAAAUCCUGAAUUUUCUUUGAGGAAAUAUUUUUCUUUGCUUCUAAAAAAACGAAGUGAGCACCAGGUGCUUUCUGAGUGUCAUCGUAAACAAGAAAGUCCACAACGAGAGCCCAGUGUCAACCAAAAAGAAAGCAAAAGGAAACGAGUGGAAACGGAAAUUCAUAAGUCAAAAAGAAAAAAACCAAAUGAGUAUUCACAAAGUCCAAAAAAGAUAAAUGGGAAACCAGAAGAGCUUGACAAAAGAAACAGCUCCACUGGGAUAAAGCUAGAUUCUUGUAAAGGCCUUCUUUCUAAAACAUCCAGGAAGAAACAAACUGCCUUGAGUACAACAUGUAAAGUAGAAACAGAAGCAGUUGAAGAUCCUGAUGUUCUGAUAAUAGAUGAUGGCAAAGAGUCUUCCUCAGAAAGCUCUCCUGUUCCUGAUUCUGGAACUGAAGACAUGCUUUGGACAGAAAAGUAUCAACCUCAGAACUCCAGUGAAGUCAUAGGCAAUGAGCUAGCUAUAAAAAAGUUACAUAGUUGGUUGAAAGACUGGAAGAGAAGAGCUGAAUUGGAAGAAAAACAAAAUUUGAAGGGAAAAAAAGACGAGAAACAGGAAGAUCUGUCGGACAGCAUAGAUUUUAAAGGCAGUUCAGAUGACGAAGAGACUCGCCUUUGCAAUACUGUUCUUAUAACAGGGCCAACAGGAGUGGGAAAAACGGCGGCAGUGUAUGCUUGUGCUCAGGAGCUUGGAUUCAAGAUAUUUGAAGUCAAUGCGUCUUCUCAGCGCAGUGGUAGACAAAUUCUAUCUCAACUGAAGGAAGCUACUCAGUCCCAUCAAGUGGACAAGCAAGGUGUAAACUCUCAAAAACCUUGUUUUUUUAAUAGUUACAACCUAGGCAAGUCACCAAAAAAAUUAAGCUCCCCUAAGAAAGUUGUUACAUCACCAAGGAAACUUCCUCCACCGUCACCACAAACUAGCGUACCAAAGCGAACACUUCCACCUAAAACUUUGGCAAAUUAUUUUAAAGUGUCUUCCAAGCCAAAAAAUAAUGAAGAAGUAGUACUUCCGGAAAAUAAUAAAGGAAUAAAAAAUUCUUGUGAACAAAAACCAAUUAUUCAGACUAAAUCUACAAAGACAACUAAGUCAAAUGUCAAAGAAUUUGGAGCUGAGGAACCCAACAGGAAAAAUGCAACAUCUCUCAUUCUUUUUGAGGAGGUUGAUGUUAUUUUUGAAGAAGAUGCUGGGUUUUUGAAUGCAAUCAAAACGUUCAUGGCAACAACUAAAAGACCUGUGAUCCUUACUACUAGUGAUCCAACAUUUAGUUUAAUGUUUGAUGGCUGCUUUGAAGAAAUUAAUUUCAGUACUCCUUCGCUUCUAAAUGUUGCCAGCUACCUACAGAUGAUCUGCUUGGCUGAGAACUUUAGAACUGAUGUGAAGGACUUUGUAACAUUGUUAACUGCAAAUACUUGUGAUAUCAGAAAAAGUAUCCUUUACUUACAAUUCUGGAUUAGAAGUGGAGGUGGAUUUUUAGAAGAAAGGCCAUUAUCCCUUUGUCGAGGAACUAGCAGAAACAUUCAACUUGUUUGCUCUGAAGAUGGCCCUGAUUCCAAAAAUAAACCUAAAAAUACUAAAAGGAGUCCUAUAGACCUUCCCAAAUGUGACACUGGCUGUGUUGAGACCUUGUUUGGCCUUAAGAACAUUUUUUCCCCAUCUGAAGAUUUAUUUUCAUUUCUAAAGCACAAAGUCAGAACAAAGGAAGAAUGGCAUCAGUUCAUCCAGCUUCUUACAGAAUUCCGAAUGCAGAAUGUAGAUUUCUUAUAUAGUAAUCUUGAGUUCAUUCUACCACUACCUGUUAGGAUCAUUCCAGAAACAGAAAACUUUGGUGGUGCAUCAGUAAGUGUGGACACUAGUGCAGCAACAAAAAAUAUGAAAUGUCUUGCUAGGAAACAUUCUGAAGGAGAGAAGCCAUCGAAAAAGCCACAAAAAAAGAAACAAAAGAAAAAGAUGGUAACUCUAGAUGAUAGUGACUUAUUUGACACUGAAUUGGACUUCUCUAAUGAAUUUCUUAGUCUUUCCCCUGCACCUUCCUCCUCAAAUUCAGAAGAAAGCAAAGCGAGAGACAAAGAAAGGAAUCCAGAGACAAAGAAACUGAACAAAUGUUUAGAGUCUAACAUGGAAUCUAUUCCUUGUUCUCCUAAAACACCAGCAGAAGAGAAAUGUUCUGCCCUUGUUUCUCACUGUUUAAAUUCUCUCACUGAGUUCAUGGAUAACAUGUCCUUCUUAGAUGCUCUUUUAACUGAUGUAGGAGAACAAAAGGAAUUUGGUCAAAAUGACUUCAGUUGGACAAAUGUGAAAAGCGGACUUUGUGAUGAGUUUAGUCUGGAGGCCAGUGAUGGAUGGACUUCUCAGAGCUCUGGAGAAUUAAAGGCAGCUGUAGAAGCUCUCAGCUUUACUAAAUGUUCGUCUACUAUUUCAAAAGCACUGGAAACCUCCUUGAAUUCUUGCAAGAAAUCAGGAAGAGAUCCAACGAAAGAGCUUACUCUUUAUGUUUCACAGAAGCGCAGCAAUGUAUACUUUAGUCAGUCAGCAACUAAUUUAGAUGCCUGGAAGAGGAUAGCAGUCAUUAAAAGUGUAUUUUCUAGCCGAUCCCUUCUGAACCUGGGUAACAGACAAGCUAGUAUAAUUGAGUACUUGCCAACUCUUCGGAACAUUUGUAGGACUGAGAAGCUAAAAGAACAAGGAAAAAGUAAAAGAAGGUUCCUACACUAUCUUGAAGGUAUUCAUCUUAACAUUUCGAAAGAGACUGUGAACACUUUGGCAGCUGGCUUCCCUUAAUAUUCCACAUUAACAAUGCCUUGUACAGAUUAUUAUGUGUUCCUCAAGAUACAUUUUUAUACUGAUUUUCAUGGAAGAAUUUCUUUCUCUUAAUGUACAUUUAAAAGAGAUUAUUUGUAUUUUUUUAAUUAGUGUGCAAAUAUUUAAAAUGAAAAAUUUUGAGUUAUAAAUUGUAUUUAUGAUUGUGGUGGUAUUUUUUUUUCUGAAUUUUUUUGGUAUUAUUUGACUUAGCUUUGUUGUAUUAUUGCAUGUGAGCGAGCUGUUUCUAGAAGGUAGAAUUCACUAUAUUUCUAAAGAUGUUUCACUGUUAAAUUAAUCCAUAAUUUUUCUCUUUCCUGUUACCUUUAAUCCACUUCUCUCCAACCCAACUGUCAGUACUCUGUCAAGUUGUAUAUAUGAAUCAUCUAGGGUGGUAAUCUAGUUAACACAGUACAAAAUUAUGUAAUACAUGAGAACUUCCUAGGGAAGAAAUUAUAUUUCAUUUUUCAAAAAGUACCAUCUUCCUGAUAAAUUUAUUUUUAGUGUAUUCCUCCAGCACAUAUUGCCAUUGAAUCAUUGAAUGUUGACAAAGGGAAAACAAAAUUAUGAACUGUCGUUUUCAUAAAUCUUUUUUAGCAACCAUUCAUAUGUGAUUGCUUGUACAUUUUGCCAACUCACAUCAUUUGCCUUGUACAUUUUUCUUGUACUUUUAUAUCAGCGAUGUUUUAUUUCAUAAAGAUAUUAAUGAUGUUAAUAUAUCUAUUUUGGACAAACUGCUAUUCAUUAAAAUUGUAACAGA